GUAAAUUUUGUAAAUAACAACAAAAUGGUCGUUGUUUCUACUUAAUUUCCGUGUAGUAUGAGCCAAAAAUUUGGUCGUUUUACAGACCCAAGAGAUCCUAGAAGACCAGAGCGUAUUUCCCUGGCUUAUGGUGAAUGGAAAGAUAUUCCUAGUCGAAUUAUAGACAAAUAUGGCGACUCGGUAACCGAACUCGAUCUCAGCCAUAAUAAAUUUUUGUAUCCUUCGACCUUUCAUUUGUCUUUGCAUUCCUUUGCUUUUACUCCAUUCUCAAUGAUAACUCAAGAGUCGAUAGACCUUGUUUGUUUGUGUAUUGUUAAUUGUUUUGAUUGCAUUCACUGGUACUAAAAUAAUUUUUGGUUACAAUAGAUCAUUAAUUUAAAAUGGACAUACCAAGUAUUUCAGCAAUAAUAUUAAUUACUUUACCAUUCAGCUCAUUAAACAUAAUUUUCAUGAGAACCAUUAGCACUGCAUAUACACAAAUGAUAAAUUAUGGCACUCUCUCUAUAUACGCAUAACCCCAUAAAUCCUGUAUACUAAUUUAUAGAAUAAAUUCCGGUUGCAGUGCAUCAAGAAAGUGCCAAAUUAUGUUCCUUAACUUGAAUGAUUUUCAGUGAUCUAAAAUCACUUCGUGGUUUCACCAAGCUGAGCACAGUUAUCUUAGAUCACAACUCACUGUCGGCCAGGUCAACAUUUCCUCCGCUAGACACCGUCCAGAUAUUAUGGGUCAAUCACAACCAAAUAACAAACCUCAGUUUAUUUAUCGAGACGGUUUGUCGAAGUUAUCCAAAUCUCAAAUAUUUAAGUAUGAUCAAUAACAAGGCGGCACCAAGUUAUUUUAAUGGUGGCACAUAUAAUUCAUACACAGACUACAGGUAGGUAUACUAUUGUUUGCAUCUUGGAUGAACAGAAAAAACAAUGUUCUCACAUGAAAUAUGAAUGUUUGCAACUAGCAUUUGUGUAAGAUAGUUUAGUUAAACAUGAUUAACCCAUCAAAUGCCAGUGCUGUCCUCUUGACAAGUAAUUAAAAUUGUCUGGUAUUAGACAGAAUAAGAUAGUCUGGCAUUAGAUAGAGUAGAGUGCAUCAGGGCAAAUUGCAACUUAAAGGGUCAUGCAAACCAUUAGUGCACAAGCCCCUUCCCAGGACAAGUAAAAUUGUCUGGCAUUUAUUAACCCUUUAAGUGACAAUGCACCCUGAUGCACCUUACUUUAGUAUCUUACUCUGUCUAACACCAGUCAAUGGGUUAAACAGAGUAAAAUUAAUAAAAUUCUAAGAAUACCUAAUUACCCCUCUUUUCCUUCACUUUAUAAAACUCCUAAAUUGCCUACAGAGGAGGCUUUAGUGGUAUAAUGAUCAUCUAUGAUUAUAAAUAUUUAUUCUGCUUUUAGACAUUUUGUUAUUAGCUCACUUGCUAAACUUGAAGUUUUGGAUGGCACGAUUAUAACUGACAAGGAACGAAAAGAAGCAAUGAAAGUUUAUGGCAAAAGAAGAAUAAAAUCAAAGAAAGACCAUAUGAACAGCAACAGAACAUUGUAAAUAUUAUAUACACAUUCAACUGGUCUUUUUCUACUACAUAAUUAAAUUAUCCACUACAUUAUAUAUCUUCAGGUUUCACUCUCUUCAUACACAAUUUAAUAAUUUUAUUUAUAAAUGUACAAUUUAAAUAUAUUACAUAAAUCUAGUCCUAAUCAUUCCUUAAUGUCAACUACCUGAAAACAGUCUGCAACAGAAUUACGACAGUAGCUCAGGAAUAAUGACUCAGCUUUUGCAAGCAUCGCAUUCAGGUUCAUGUUCAUUGACAGGCUAAAACAGAAAGUA
This is a messenger RNA of Paramuricea clavata, 1816 nucleotides long. The record is from the annotation of a GenBank genome assembly. Lineage: Eukaryota; Metazoa; Cnidaria; Anthozoa; Malacalcyonacea; Plexauridae.